Erpetoichthys calabaricus (reedfish) is the source of this 2869-nucleotide messenger RNA. RefSeq names its product von Willebrand factor A domain-containing protein 5A-like. The coding region runs from base 4 to 2808 and encodes 934 amino acids. NCBI's taxonomy places the organism in Eukaryota, Metazoa, Chordata, Cladistia, Polypteriformes, Polypteridae. The record is from RefSeq and is a predicted model, not a curated record. The transcript is spliced from 18 exons.
ACAAUGAACUGUGGUCUUCUAACUUUAAAAAAGGAGCCAGUGCCCCUGAAGAGCAUAUCAGUGGAAGUCUCUGUUAAUGGAUUUAUUGCAGAUGUUUCAUCUACUCUCACCUAUGAAAACGCCGAGUCCAAUCCCGUGGAGGCUGUGUUUGUCUUCCCUAUGGAAGAUGGAUCUUCAGUCUAUGACUUUCAUGCCGAGAUUGGCUGUAAUCUAAUUGAAGCCACAAUUAAAGAGAAACAAGAAGCAAGAUAUGACUAUGAUGAUGCCAUAAGCAGUGGACAGGAAGCCUUCCUCCUAGAAGAGAGUGACGAGAGCCCAGAUGUGUUCCGUCUCAGUGUUGGCAGCCUACCUGCAGGUCAGACAGCUUCAGUUUCGCUCUCCUAUGUGACAGAGCUGCCUGUCCAGGCUGAUGACGCUCUUCGAUUCUUCCUGCCUACUGUGCUCUGUCCACGAUACACCCCACAAGGUUCUACUUCUCUAACAAGUGAAGUGCCCUUUGUUCCCUGUGACUCAGUUCCCUACUCCCUGUCUCUCAACUGCCAUUUGUCCUCACUCAAUGGGAUUGCAUCUGUGAAAUCCAACUCCUCACUGAGCCCCCUGGAAUAUCUGAGUGAUGACAAGACAGAAGCUAAGGUGUCAUUGUCCCCAGGAUUCCAAUUUGAUCGUGAUGUUGAGCUUUUGAUAUAUUAUAGCCAAGCACAUCAGCCGACUGUUGUGGUGGAAGCUGGUCUCUCAACAGCAGCUGAAGGUUCCUUAAUGGGAGUCCCACUUGUGAUGGUUAGGUUGUAUCCAGAAUUCUCUCGUUUCACAGAAGAAUCACUCACCAAAAAUGGCGAGUUCAUCUUUUUGAUGGAUUGUUCAGGCAGCAUGAAAGAAACAAUGAAAUGGGAAUGCAACUCCGUCAGGCGCAUUGAGAGUGCACGCGACACUCUGCUGCUUCUUCUUAAAAGUCUUCCUUUUGGCUGUUACUUUAAUAUUUGUCUGUUUGGGUCACGUUUUAAGUUUUUCUUUCCCAAAAGUGUUGAGUAUACACAGCAGACAAUGGAGUCUGCCAUGAAGAAAGUAAAGGACAUGGACGCUAACUUAGGAGGAACAGAAAUCUUACGCCCACUUCGUGAGAUUUUUCGGAAGCCCUGCAAACCUGGGUACCCCAGACAGUUGUUUGUAUUCACUGAUGGUGCAGUUGGAAACAUAAAGGAAGUCAUCGAAAAAGUAAAAAGAAACUCUGCCAAACACAGAUGUUUUACAUUUGGAAUUGGAGAUGGCGUUUCUACAGCUUUGAUUAAAGGCAUGGCCAAAGCAGGGAAUGGUCAUUUCCAAUUUGUGUGUGGAAAAGAUAGAAUGCAAGAAAAAGUGAUGCAGACUCUGCGUUUCGCCUUGCAGCCAGCAGUCACCAAUGUUGCGUUAAACUGGCAUGUUCCAGAUGGAAUGGAGGUAGUUCCUGUGUCAGAAACACCAACAAUGCUGUUCAGUGGUCAACAGUUGAUCUUGUACUCACAGCUGAAAGGCAAGGUUGAUGAGACUGCAGUUGGUCAUGUGUCUCUGCAGUAUAGUCUGUGUGACAUGGAACACAAAACAGAAAUGCAUUUUGCGCUUAAUUGUGCCAAGCAUAGCAGACUAACAGCUCACCGUUUAGCUGCUAAAUCACUGAUUAACCAAAUGGAAGAGAAAAAGGAAGAGCAAUUACUUACAGGUGGUGAGAAUGAAAACCUGAAGAAAAACAUUGUAGAGAUGAGCUCAGAGGCCAGAGUCCUCUCCCCUUACACAGCUUUUAUUGCUAUCAACAAAGAAAGCAGGGAGGCUAUUCAGGCACCCCUGAUCAGGAGAGACAUUCCUUGUGGUAACCAAGGGAUUAGACAGAGCACAAUACCUCUCUCCUUUGACCCAGGUGCAGUCCAUGAGCGCCACGUUAUGAGGACAGGCGGGCAGGGUAUGCCCGACUUCACCACACUUGAAACAGCGGGGCAAAGCCGGGGUUUUUUCCUUUUGCUUACCUGGAGGCUCCGCAUUGCGACGGAAGGGCUCAGGGGUGGCAAUGCGUCCCUGUCGGGCACCACGAGCAGACCUCUCCGCUGCCCCGCCUCGGUUCACCGCCAGUUGACGCUCCAGGACAUCCAGGAGGCUUUUCAUAUCACUGAACGGGUGUCGCCGGACCUGCUGGGUGAGAUAUUCUGGCAUGCCGUUAAUAAAGCCCUCACAGGCUACUUGCUCGACUAUAUGUUGGGCCUGAUUGACGUCUGGCCGAAGCCAGCGUCCCAUAUUGCUCCAAAACUCGAAACCCUGGGCUCUGCCUGGGCGAUCAGGGUCAUACCUCCACUGCCUCCACUCACUCGCCUGCUGGUCCGACGUGAUGCCGUACGGCGCCAGUAUGGAGGCCCAUUCCGCGCACGGCCACUGGUUGCGAGAGGCAGUCCUCUCGAACGUAGAGAGAUACGCCUCUAUAUCAUCGGCCUCCUUCCAGUGGAGGAAGAGAAACAAAAAGAUCCCAUGUUGAAACUGAUAUCUUUCCAAAAAGCAAAUGGAUCUUGGGAAUUGCAGCAAGAAUUAAUAAAUUCGUUUAACAAGGCAGAACAAGAAGUGCUACAGAAAAUGCCAAAAGAGAUAAGUGACAAGUCAGUUUGGGCCACAUUUUUGGCACUACUGUGGCUCCAUGGCUUCAACUCUCAUAUGAAGGAUGAGUGGAAGUUUGUGGCACUAAAAGCAGUCUCUUGGAUAAAAGCACAACCAGGCUUAAAUCUAAGUAUCUGCCUACAAGCUGGGAAUGAUUUGCUGGGAUGUCAGCUGGAUCUGAAGAUGCUUGAACUCUAACCAAAAAACUGGCCACAAGUUUUACAAUAGCCAGCAACUGAGGCAUUUUAGCUACUUUGUG